AUGACCGUGGGUCUGAUAGACCCUGAGGGCGAGGAUUUCACCUUUUGCUGUCUGGAGCAGAGCAUAGGCUGCGAGAUGGCCAACACCAGCAGUGUUCUAGGGGAUAAGUAUCGGUCUCAUAUCCACGGCGAGGACGAGAAAGAUACAGAAUGGACAUUCGGCGCACCCCCCAACUACGAUGUCGUCAACAAGCUCUUCGAGGAAGGCCGGACGAAGGUAUGGGAAGCAGGGUCCUUGGAAGAGAGAGUGCAGCAUAUGGUGAAGACGUGGGAAAUGGAGAUGUUCAACAAGAAGAAGUUUGAAGACUACAAAACUUUGGAUCCGGACAACUACACCUUCAGCCUAAACGGGCGGAAGCCACUAACGCUGGAAGAAAAGCGAAGAUUAGGAGGUGGAUACAACUCGCUGCUGCAGACAUCACUGCCACAGAGGCUACGAGGCUACGACCCCGCGAAGGAGACGAUGGAGUCGGCCCAUGCUGCCUUCACGACUGCGUUUCCUCGGGGAUUCGCUUUGGAAGUGCUCCAGGUCUACAGCGGGCCGCCGUCGAUAGUGUUCAAGUUCAGGCACUGGGGAUUCAUGGAGGGGCCUUUCCAAGGCCACGCUCCGACAGGGGAAAUGGUGGAGUUAUUCGGGAUGGCAGUGUACCAAGUAAAUUCAUGUCGAUCAGUUUCUGAGAAAAAUUCUAUCGGUUAUUGCAUGACUGAGAGAUGUUCGUGUCUUGAUCAGGUGGAUGAGAAGAUGAAAAUUGUGAAGGUGGAGUUCUUCUACGAUCGAGGCGAGCUACUGGGUCUUCUGCUAAAUGGCGGCGGCGGCGCGAGCGCAGAGAACUCGUCGUUGACUUCUUCAAGUUGCCCGUUCUUGAAGAACGCUUAG
Messenger RNA from Zingiber officinale, 876 nucleotides. RefSeq names its product pathogen-related protein-like. The coding region runs from base 1 to 876 and encodes 291 amino acids. The transcript is spliced from 3 exons. NCBI's taxonomy places the organism in Eukaryota, Viridiplantae, Streptophyta, Magnoliopsida, Zingiberales, Zingiberaceae. The record is from RefSeq and is a predicted model, not a curated record.